AUGGUAGCCGGAGUACUGCUCAUUCUUCUACGUCCCGGCCCUCUUUCUAUAGCUCCUGAUAACAAUCAGUUGCCGUUCUACCUCUUUCUUGCUCACCCCUAUCAUUUCCAGUGUCAAGUGGUCAGCGAACGACAGAAACUGAUGGCCGAUCAAAUCAAAAUCCGUCGACGUCAACGAAAAGACAGCAUUAUGAAUUUACAACGCGAUCAGUUGACGUCAACCAUAAACGCUGCAGCCGCUCUAUCGGGACAAAUGAACUUUGGACUAGGAGGUCUUGGCAGUCUGUUAUAUAGCCAACUAAAGCAACAAGUACCGCAAUCACUGCUGACAUCCCCGACAUCUUCAGAUGGUUCCUCCUACUCGCCAUCAGGACUGAAUCCAUUUGGGUCGUCGCCAGACCUUCUGCGCGGAUCUCUGCUCUUCCCACCACAAUCGCCAGCCACCAGUUCGCCGCCGGAUUCCGCUAGUUUCGCGACAAACGCAGCAGUCGCGGCUUCGUUGAUCGCCGCCCCCGUGGCAAUCAACCCCGUCACAUCGACGGCUUUCCCGUUCCCAUUGGUCACCAACGAGUCGUUGCUGUCCUUAUUGGCCAAUUAUAAGCUGCUCGAGCAGAACCCAACAGAAAUCUCCUCUUCUGAGUCCAUGGACACUCAAAUUAAUUCCAUAAUCGAUGUAUGUAACGUCUAA
This is a messenger RNA of Cylicocyclus nassatus, 687 nucleotides long. The record is from the annotation of a GenBank genome assembly. NCBI's taxonomy places the organism in Eukaryota, Metazoa, Nematoda, Chromadorea, Rhabditida, Strongylidae.